CGCUGGUACGAAAGUGCGUAUCCAUGACAGCCGUGUUGUUGGUGGUGAUGCUAACACUAGCACAGAAACCCCUCUGCAGUAGCGAUAGCUAACGUAGCAUUGUACACUCAAUUAUUGCGAGAUAAAAACCGAAUCUGUAGGUGGAGAAUGCUGUAAAUGUGUUAUCAAAGUAAAUGUGUUUAAAUGACUUAUACAGUGCCUUUUUUGCCAUACAGGUAGCUAACGCUAGCUAGCCUAAGGGAAGCUACCCUUUCCCUAACAUUAGCGACAGCGUUAGCAUCUGUGGUUGUCUAGCGUUCUGUCUGUGGGUAUUUUGGAGCGGACUAGAGGAAAUGUCAGAUCUGCCUUCAGAUUGUUCGCGAGUCCUGGAAGCGGGGGCGAGGAUGAGAGAUAAAGGCUUGGGGAUAUAACGGAGACGACGGAGAAUGAUUUCAAGAUACAACAGGAGAGCUGUGUCCCACAAACUUGAGAUCCGCGGGUUGUCUCGAAGCAGCCUUGACCACCACCCUCUCCCAGAGGAAGCAGAUGACAACCAAACCCCUCAGCGCUACCUCCAUGACCUCCAGGAAGCUGUGUCCACUCACAACAGCUCACAGACGUCUGCUACUUCAAGCCAUUCUGGGUGUCCUACCGUCAUCUCAGUCGAUUCCAGCCACUCCUGGUCAGGUAUCCACAGCUCCACAGGCACUGGGAUUUCCACAGAGAGGAGCUCUGUUUUCUCCUGGGGCUAUGAUGAGUUUGACAAGGCAGCGUCACGGCAGGUGCAGCAAAUGUUUGAAGAGAUUGACAAAGAACUGUAUGAAGGAAGAGGUGGUGGACGAGGAAUACUCCAAGGGCUGCAGGAUGAAUGUCAGCAAUGGGCCACUCGUUUCCCUCAUCUUCGGAUCUUGGGCACUCAGCUGGUAUACCCCAAUGAUGAAGGGUUCCAGUGGUAUUUUGGUUCAGGGAAAAGCAGCUCUGGCAGCAGCCCAUUGCCGCGCAAAGAGAGCAGUGUGAAGAGCCGGGAGAAAGAAAGGCCUGAGACAGAGUUGAACGUGCAGGGCAGGAAAGCGGCGCUGAUCAGCUCCACCUCAGCUGAGUUAGAUGGGCUUCCAAGCACCUCCAGGAGUUCCAGCGGCCAUGAUAAACCAAAAGUGAUUGAGGUGGAAGGUGUGAUGGAGGAAUACUUGGCUUUCGAUAGCCAAGACUUGGAAGAUGAGUGGGAUUGUGCUGAGUCAGGUCGGCGGCCUCACUGCCUGCCCCCUGUCUCGCCAUACUGCUGUCGCCGUCAAGCUGUUCUCGACCUGCUCUUUGAUGACGUAUGGCAGCAGCUGGUGGGCUGCAUGAAGGAGCUUGUUCUACGUCACUGGGAAUGCUGCACCUCAAAUGAUGAAAAGAUACCGGUGAACCUGAGCCCCCUGCAGCCAGACUGUCAGAAUGCCUUCAUGCUGCCCACGAUGCUACCCAGACUUGGCCAGAGCAGAGUGCCCCCACUCACAGGCAACCUGCAGUUCCAGAACACAAAGUCAAGGGGCUCAAAGCACAAGUCCAGAAGGAAAUCCAAAAAGCAGAAAAGGUCCUCCACUGCUGGAAGGGUCCCAGUAGGAGCUGCGGCGACCCACCAUAACCUGAACGACCUCAUUGUGAUCCAUAGCAUCCCUUUGCAGCAGAGGAACCUGGGCGUGCUGGAUAAAAACCAGGAGCCAGAAGAGCGUGCGUCCCACAGAUUGGGCUCCAGCGUGCUCGUCUCCAGCAAACCUCGUCCACGCCGAACCCUGGAGCAGAGCUCGUCCUCGCUGUCAAGGCCGCCCCAGUCCGCCCGCCGCAGAAACCCUCCGCCACGGACCCUGCUGCCGCUGGUCCCCAGCCUGAGUCAGUCCAGCACCACGGGGUCCAUGGAUGAGGUCGUUCGGGGGACGCGACUAACCACAGCCAGUGAUCGCCUGACUUCUCCACUGUUGGCUCUGAGCAGAAACACGCUUCUUCCACCCAUCGGCACCGGGGACCCAGAGUCGUCUCACUCGGGGCAGCAGUCCAAACCUGCACAGCGUCACAAAGGCCCAUCCAGCCGCGCCCACAGUGCUAUAAACGAUGAAGCUGGUAGUUCAAUGCCGAAGGAUCGUCACCAUCUGCUAGAUGUCUAUUCUCGGCCCAACACAACUCACACAUACAGAUCAGACACUCCGUAUCGCCGUUCCUUUACAGUAUUGGAUAACAUCGGGCAGGGGCGGCCAGGCAGAACCUCCGUGGGCACAGAUUCUCUUGGAAUCGGUGUAACGGGCAUCAGUCUUGGCAUCAGCAGCUCAUCUUUCCUGGACUCGUUCCCCCACCACCCAUUGGGACACUUGCCCAUCAAAGAUGAAGAGGAGCCAGACCCCCAACCCUCUGUCCCAGCUCCACUGGUGCCUGUGUCAGUCCCACCUCGCUCUUACACCCGAGGAGGCCUGUCAUCCAGAGCCGGCAGAUUGGGCUUGUAGCUUCCUCGUUCUCCAGACGCUUUAGCUUCACCUAUACACCACAACAAACACACCACCCUACAGCAUCUGUGGCCACUUAAAAGUUUUGUUUUACCGAGGUACAGUAGCAGGUUUUUUUCAUACUAUGCUUUGUUUUUGUAGAGGCCUAUUUUUGUAUUUGAGAACUCUGCUUAUGUGGCUGCCAAACACAAGGGUAACUCCACCUCCACGAACAGUACAAUUUGGCCACUGUCACAACUUGAAAUUGAUAAUUAUUAUUUAUUACAUUCAGUUUCAAGUUAUCUCAGCAACCCUUGUUUUUUUCUUUCUUCAAUCAAAGUGUACCAAGAAUUUUGUCCAUGUGUGUAUUUGUACUAUGUAUGUAAACUAUUUAUGUGAAAGUACUGUAUUUGAUCCUCCAAGGUGUGUUGUUGUUCAGACUAAAUUACUGCAGGGAAUAACACAUCCUUCCAGACAGGUAGAGGAUAACAAAGCACUUUCCCUCUCUGAUGCUACGUUGGAGAGUUUGGUACUGUAUCCUUUUAUAGGGGUCUCUUACUGAAUACAGUACAAGUAUCAGUUGCACCAUUCAAGUUAUUGUUUGCUUCCCCCCCGUUUCAGCUCAGUUAAUGUCAUAAAUGAGAAGACGGAAUGUUUAAGUUAUGUCUGCAGCACGUGUGCUUGUGUUACUAUAAGACAUAACAUAAUACAAAGGUGGUGGCAAUAAGCAACUUUAAAAAGGGGAAUCAUUAAUCAUGUCUGUAUUGAAUUCUGUAUGAUAAAUAAAUAAAUGUAAUCCUUACUUACAGUAUCUAAGCCAAGUGUAGAUGCUCUGUCAGGAAACAAGGUCACUGGAGUAAGAAUUUUUUUUUUUAUUACUAAAUUGGCAAGACAACCAGGCUACAAAAUGUGACUAAACAUUACAAGUUGUUCUUUCUUGAUUUUAUUGUAUACAAAAUAAAACAUUGUAUGUUUAUUAA
Messenger RNA from Betta splendens (Siamese fighting fish), 3415 nucleotides. It is a transcript of the gene fam149b1, whose product is annotated as family with sequence similarity 149 member B1. The coding region runs from base 426 to 2456 and encodes 676 amino acids. NCBI's taxonomy places the organism in Eukaryota, Metazoa, Chordata, Actinopteri, Anabantiformes, Osphronemidae. The record is from RefSeq and is a predicted model, not a curated record. The transcript is spliced from 16 exons. Gene Ontology annotation, biological process: cilium assembly; protein localization to cilium.